Eucalyptus grandis is the source of this 3011-nucleotide messenger RNA. Its product is annotated as transcription factor bHLH155. The record is from RefSeq and is a predicted model, not a curated record. Gene Ontology annotation, biological process: regulation of DNA-templated transcription. The transcript has 10 exons. Bases 461 to 2596 code for a protein of 711 amino acids. Lineage: Eukaryota; Viridiplantae; Streptophyta; Magnoliopsida; Myrtales; Myrtaceae. Gene Ontology annotation, molecular function: protein dimerization activity; DNA-binding transcription factor activity.
ACCGCAGGCAGACCGGAUGAAGCAGUGACCGGUGGUGCGGUUGCUCUGCCUCUUUAUAUAACAGCGUUGGGACGUCGAGACUCGUUCAUGUUUUGUUCAAGGACAAAGAAUUCAUAAUUGCUCUCUCUCUCUCUCUCUCUCUGUUCUUUCUCUUGCAUUUGACCGAUUAGAUCGAGACUCUCCGCAUUUGGACGCUCUAAGAGCUGCCUAGAACCGUGAAUCCGACGUCGGAGCUCGAGUUUUGAGCCCAAAACCAUGAGAUACUCGAUUCUCUUGCUCACCGAGUCGCUGACCAAGCGAAAAGCCAGAGUGUGGAUGAAGCAAGCAGGGCGCGGUUCGAUCCGAGGUAGCUAGGGAGAUAUAUACUCGGUGAUUUUAUUGAUUGAGGACACUGUUUUGUAUCAGAAUUCUGUUGAUUUAGUUGGCCAAAAAAAAAAAAAAAAAUCCUUGUUGUUGUAGCAUGGGAACUACUGCUUUACGGCAGUUGCUACAGAAUUUGUGUCGCGAUUCGCACUGGACGUACGCGGUGUUCUGGAAGAUCAGGCGUCAAGUCCCCACGGUUUUAACAUGGGAAGAUGGGUAUUUCGACCAUUCAAAGGCUAGAAGAAACGUAGAGAAUUGUUUAGAUGAACUAUACUGGAAUAGAUCAGGCGAGCUAUUCUCUUUUGUUGAUGAAAAUGGCGUACGGAAUGAAAGUGCAAGCCGAUUCCCCUUAGGAGUUGUGGAAGCCAAUAUCUCAUUUCUUCACUACUCACUGGGAGAAGGGCUUGUAGGUGAAGUGGCGCUCACAGGCAACUACUGUUGGAUUUCUUCUGAUGAUAUUUUGGCUUCUCAGUCCAACUUGGAGACUCCAUUAGAGCUUCCUGAAGAAUGGCUACCACAGAUUUUUGCUGGUGUGAAGACUAUUCUCCUGUUACCUGCUCUUCCACACGGGGUCUUGCAACUAGGCUCCUUUGAAGCGGUUGCUGAGGACAUAGCGACUGUUGCUGAUCUCACAGAGAGAUUAGUCUCACUUCAACCUGAUUUUAGCCAUUCUCUAAGUUCCAUUAUGAACCAUGGCCGGCAGGAUCAUUCAAUCCCAUUCUGCGUUGUAGAUGAUGUGGAUGAGUCAUUGAACAUAACUGGCAGCCUGGCUUUUAAAACAAAAUCUGAAGGGUUAUGUGGCAAUUUUGAGGCGAAUUGCAGCAUGCUAAGUCUUGUACAAGUUCGGCCUCUGUCAGAAAUUCAAGAAGAUGAAUGGGAAAAUAUAACUUGUGUCUUGGCAGCCAGUCCUUCCAAAGUGUCAACUCCCCCAAUUGGAUCUGCGAACCAGUCAGAAAGGAUGGACAAUGAUGAUUUUGGAUUCUCUUGUGCAGAGGAAAAAUUGCAUGCCUUCGACAAAUGUUACAUCUCAGGCGGUUUAGGUGACUUUUGUGAUGGCAUGGAGGACUACUUCACUGCUAGCGACUUUGCGAGCCUACCAUUUGGAGACAAUGAUGUUGAGAAUAUAAAGAAUGAGAACAUAGUCAACAUGUCUAACUGCUCCAUGAACUUUGAACUAGAUGAAGCUCCUGAACCAACUUUAUUGUGGCCAAGUGAAUUUUCAGUGGAUUCGUUUUUUCCAGAUAUGCGUGUGAUUCCAAGCUCUUGUUUGACUGAGAAUCAAGAUAUUCUUGAUGGCAACAAGCCGUUUGCUGGGGAAUCUAGGAGAUACCCUCCCAAGGAUGAAGACGAGCAUCUCUUUGGAUCUUUAGUCAGCAACUUAUAUGACUAUCCUGAUGGUAAUUCACCAAAUAAAUCCAACAUCAUCACAUCUUCAACCGGUCAACCGCAGCAAAUUUUUACUUCUUUGAGAACAAAAAGGAAGUCUGAAGAAAGCUGCCUCAGUGGAGAUUUUGCAAGCCACAUAACUCCAGCUGCAUUCAUCUCUAGGAAUAUGCGUAAAGAAACUUCCAGUGAUUCCUUAACUUCAGAUAAAAGCAUGCUGAGUACAGUCACUGAUAAAGAGCAGCGGAAGAGAGGAUCCCUUCAUGAACGGGCCAAGGGGAAGAAGAAGACAAUCAACGGUAGCAAAAGAAAGGGAAGACCAGGUGAUAACCAGAGGCCAAGACCAAGGGAUAGACAGUUGAUUCAGGACAGAGUAAACGAACUUAGGGACCUCGUCCCAAAUGGUUCAAAGCAUAGAUGCCCUUCUAGAUCAAACAAUCAAGCACAUGCAGUUCUUAAGAGGUGCAACCAAUCGGGCAGAGAAGUUGAAGAAGACUCCGGACGGAACAGAUGGAGAGCACUUGAAAUCGACACUGAUUCCCGGGGUGGAGCUAGUUGGGCUCUUGAAAUAGGAGGUGAACUCCAGGUAUGCCCUAUAGUGGUGGAAGACCUGGAAGACCCAGGACUAAUGCUUAUUGAGAUGCUAUGCAAUGAGCAAGGGCUCUUUCUGGACAUUGCUCAGGUGCUUCAACGCCUAGAAUUGACCAUCCUAAAGGGUGUUACAGAGAAAGAUUCCGGCAAUACCUGGGCCUGCUUCAUUGUUGAGGCCUCCAAGGAUUUCCAGAGAAUAGACAUAUUCUGGCCUUUGAUGCAGCUUCUGCAGCAACGAAGGAAUACCAUUCCAACAUGACUAAAUGGCUGUUGGGUGAUUUUCUCACUAUCAAAUAGGCUGUUUUGGUCUAGUGGUUCUAGGAUGCCAUUCUUGCAAGGAGAGUUUCUUUUAGCGUUCCUGCGAGUUAUGAUCAAAUGUUGAUUAGAAUCUAGCUAGUGAUAUCAGGUGAACAGAUGGGCUUGAAAUGCUGCAGUGAUCUGUUGAGUGGGUAAUUAAUUCUUUUUAAUUCUCUUUCGAAAACAUCCUGCUUAACUCUGAUUCUUCACUCUGGAAAAGGUUUGACCAGGUCUGGCUUGAAUGCAGAGUAACAUCAUACUAUACAAUUCAAUUGGAGGAGACUGGACAUAUGAAACGCAAGAGAAUUGCUCUUCAUGGAUAAUAGGACUUGUAAAAAUUGACUUUAGCAUUCUAAAAUUUCAUCUAAUUUUGUCUC